AUUAAUAAAUAAGUUCCAUUAAAUAGCAAACUCAAUAUUAAAGCCUCUCAUCGGUUUAAAUUUUUUUUAUAUAUUAUAUACUUAUAUGUGAAGAUUUAACUUUUAUUUUUUAGUUAUGUCUGAUCUACCAAAUGGUCCGAAACACCUUGGUGUUACUCCACCAAUUGCUUUAAACUAUCCAACUCAGAGAGAAAUUGAGGUUACAGAUUUAUUAGUACAAGAGCUUACCGCACAAGGAACUUUUGAAAGUGAAGAUGAAAGUCGUCGUCGAGAAGUUGUACUUGGAAAGCUUGACAAAUUAGUUAAAGAAUUUGUUUAUCGAACAAGUAAAAAGAGACAGUUGCCUGACGCUGAUGCAAGGGAAGCUGGCGGGAAAAUAUUUACUUUUGGUUCUUACAGAUUGGGUGUUCACGGUGCAGGUGCGGAUAUUGAUACGUUAUGUGUAGUUCCAAGACAUGUUGCUCGGGAAGACUUUUUUAGUGACAUGCAUGAUUCACUUAAUUCUCUGAAUGAAGUUACGGAAUUAACUAGUGUUACUGAUGCAUAUGUACCAGUAAUCAAGAUGAAAUUUCAAGAUAUUCCUAUAGAUCUUGUUUUUGCAAAAUUGAAUGUUCCUAAAGUUCCUGAUGAUCUUGAGCUUAGAGAGAAUUUGCUUUUAAAAAAUUUGGAUGAGACAUGCAUAAGAAGUCUUAACGGGUCGCGUGUGACGGAUGAAAUACUACGUCUGGUGCCCAGUAUACCCGCUUUUAGAACGUCACUGCGGUGCAUCAAACUGUGGGCACAUAGACGUGCGAUUUAUUCAAACGUAAUGGGCUUUUUUGGUGGGGUUGCUUGGGCAAUGCUAGUAGCAAGAAUUUGUCAAUUAUAUCCGAAUGCGAUUGCAGGUGCAAUCGUUUCCCGAUUUUUCAGAAUUAUGUAUCAAUGGAAUUGGCCACAACCGGUAUUACUAAAACCGAUCGAGGAUGGUCCUCUUCAAGUUAGAGUUUGGAAUCCGAAGAUAUAUCACGGAGAUAGAUAUCAUCUCAUGCCUAUUAUCACUCCUGCAUAUCCUUCGAUGUGCGCAACACAUAAUGUGACUCAAUCUACCAAAAAAAUAAUCGAAGAAGAAUUCAAACGAGCGGCUGAAAUAGCAGAUAAAGUUAUGAUUGGAACUGGCAAAUGGUCAGAUCUCUUUUCUAAACAUGAUUUUUUUUCCAGAUAUCGACAUUAUCUUCAAAUUAUAACAUCAUCCGAUUCCGCGACGAGACAAUUGAAAUGGUCUGGAAUGGUCGAAUCGAGGAUUCGUCAUUUGAUAUCAAAACUGGAAGGCGUGGAUAACUUAUAUUUAGCGCAUCCAUUUGUAAAGGGGUUUGAUAAAGUUCAUCAUUGUGCAACAGAACAAGAAGCGAAUGAUGUUUCACAUGGAAUUUAUAAUUUAAAACCUAUCAGUGAGAAAAGCGGUACGGAUUCUUCGAAAAGUGGGAAUGAAAAUGGUAGCAACACAAUUUAUACCACAACUUUUUAUAUCGGAUUGCUUGUUGAACCACGUGCAGUUGGAUCAACUACAGCACAUCGACAGCUAAAUCUUUCAUGGCCUAUAUCAGAAUUUACUAAAUUGGUUAAAAGUUGGGAUAAAUUUGACGAAAGAUACAUGAAUAUAACAGUGAAGAAUGUAAAAUGUACUCAGCUACCUCAGGAAGUGUUCGAAGAAGGCGAACAAAGACCUACGAAGCUCAAGCGUACAAAACCCGGUGGGAAGGCCAAAUCAAACACGACAACAACAGAACAACCCAUAAAGAAGCGAAAAACGGAUAAAGUUACAGAUAAAGUGGACACAGCGACAGAUCAGCCUAAUAAGAAGCGAAAAACGGACAAAGUUAUAGAUAAAGAUGACAUGACGACGACAGAACAGAAGCGAAAAUCGGAUAAAGUGGAAAUUAAUGGUUCCAAUUUGGAGUCAAAUUAAGUGCUGAAUCUACCUAUCAAGUCGACUAUUGGAAAGUACUCCUUGGUACAUUGCUUGGUAAUAAUAACGGUGAGGUUGUGGGGUGUCCUGUGAAUACAUUCAGAAAAUCACAAAUUUAUAUGUGGUGAACUAUGUCCAUUUGUUUUAUACCCAAAAAAAAAAGAAUAUUUAAAAACAAAAAAAAAAAGGGAAACCAUCAACGGGAAAAGAGAGAUAAAUUAUGCAAAAAUAAUUAAUCUUCAAAUUCAUAGACGCAUUUUUAAUUGCAAGACUAGAUCUUCUCUUUAACUGCGUCGAAUACGUUUGAAAAUUUACGGCCAAUGGUGAAAUCCAUUAGAGGUUAAAGGUAAGACAUAGGUUAUUUUAGAAGGGACGGUUUAAGUUUUUGUUCCAUAUUGCUACAGAACAUUACCAGAAUCAUAAGUGGAUAUAUGGAGAGUAUAUUUUUUAUUUUAUUUUAUUUUAUUUU
This is a messenger RNA of Rhizophagus irregularis DAOM 181602=DAOM 197198, 2414 nucleotides long. Lineage: Eukaryota; Fungi; Glomeromycota; Glomeromycetes; Glomerales; Glomeraceae. The record is from RefSeq and is a predicted model, not a curated record.